This is a messenger RNA of Cajanus cajan (pigeon pea), 1355 nucleotides long. RefSeq names its product 8-hydroxygeraniol oxidoreductase. Gene Ontology annotation, biological process: formaldehyde catabolic process. Gene Ontology annotation, cellular component: cytosol. The record is from RefSeq and is a predicted model, not a curated record. Gene Ontology annotation, molecular function: alcohol dehydrogenase (NAD+) activity; S-(hydroxymethyl)glutathione dehydrogenase [NAD(P)+] activity; zinc ion binding. Lineage: Eukaryota; Viridiplantae; Streptophyta; Magnoliopsida; Fabales; Fabaceae.
CACCCUUAGAACCGUACUUGAUUUGAUUUAACUAGGAAAUAUCUAAAAUGCCAAACACCUCGCAGGUUAUCACAUGCAAAGCUGCGAUAUGCUGGGGUGCAGGAAAACCUGUGACGGUGGAAGAGAUACAAGUAGACCCACCAAAAGCAACAGAAGUUCGAGUUAAGAUGCUUUGUGCUAGUAUAUGCCACACAGACAUCUCAAGCAUUCAAGGAUUCCCAUAUACCAAGUAUCCUCUAGCACUUGGACACGAAGGAAUUGGUGUUGUAGAGAGUGUUGGUGAUGAAGUGAGAAAUCUGAAAGAAGGGGAUACGGUAAUUCCAACAUACAUAGGGGAGUGUGAAGAAUGUGAGAAUUGUAUUUCAGGAAAAACGAAUUUGUGUCUCAAAUACCCUUUAAGAUUCACAGGUCUAUUGCCAGAUAACACUUCAAGAAUGUCCAUCAGAGGGCAGAGGCUGCACCAUGUUUUAAGUUGUGCUACAUGGUCAGAGUACAUGGUGAGUGAUGUCAACUACACUCUCAAAGUUGAUCCAACCAUUGAUCCAGUCCAUGGAAGCUUCAUCUCAUGUGGGUUUUCAACUGGUUUUGGAGCUGCUUGGAAGGAAGCCAAGGUUGAAAGUGGAACCAGUGUAGCUGUUUUUGGUCUUGGAGCUGUUGGAUUAGGGGCUAUAAGUGGAGCCAAAAUGCAGGGGGCAACUAAGAUAAUUGGAAUUGAUAAAAAUGAGAUGAAGAGAGAAAAGGGAGAGGCUUUUGGAAUGUCUGACUUCAUAAAUCCUGAUGAUUCUACCAAGUCUGUUUCAGAAUUAGUUAAGGAACUAAGUGGUGGGAUGGGUGUGGAUUAUUCCUUUGAGUGCACUGGAGUUGCUCCUUUACUUACUGAAUCUUUGGAAGCCACAAAAGUGGGAACAGGCAAAACAAUAGCAAUUGGUGCAGGAACUGAACCUAUUAUCCCGUUUGGUCUUGUAAGCAUUAUCUAUGGUAGAACUCUGAAAGGUUCUGUUUUCGGGGGUUUAAAACCCAUAUCAGACCUCUCCAUCAUGGCUAACAAAUGCCAGAAAGAGGAAUUCCCUCUUCAAGAACUAUCCACCCAUGAGGUCUCAUUGAUGGAUAUAAACAAAGCGUUUGAGAUGUUGAAACAGCCCAAUUGUGUGAAGGUUGUCAUCAAAAUGUCACAUUGAGAACUGUUUUGAGAUCAAAGGAAACCUUCAAUAAAGAUUCACCUAGGAGUUUAAUUAGAGAAUAUAUAAGUGGUUGCCAUAUAUGCUCACCCAAAGAGUCAAUUCAUGUUUAAGAUUUUUAAAAGAUUAACACUUUAUCAUUUAUUUUGAACGAUCAAUUUAAGUAAUUAUUAAAUA